UUCAGAAAUCUAGAAAACAAAUUAAUUUCUGUAAGUAAUGUCGACGAUCUUGGAAAAUAUUGGCGAAAGAUUGCCACCAUGUAUUUGGUUCGACGGAGGAGACAAACGCAAUGCAAUCGCUUCGAUUAUAUCGGGAUUUCUGUUCUUUGUUGGCUGGUGGAUCAUUAUUGAUGCAGCCAGUGUCCACACAGGCAGUGUAUUAGCUGGAUAUCACAUGUGUGGAGUGUUUGGAACAAUAUCACUAAUAAUGGUCAAUUCAGUAUCAAAUGCACAGAUUAGAGGUGAUAUGUUUGAUGGAGGUUGUAUGGGACCCAGAGGAUCAAGAAUUUGGCUCUUCAUUGGGUUUGUAGUGGGUUUUGCAUCAGUAAUUGCUGCCUGUUGGAUUCUUUUUGCUGAUUUUGUGGCAAAUUCUGAACACAUGGGACAAUGGCCUGGAGUUGCUCUGUUCCUACAAAAUGCAUUAAUCUUUGUCUCAUCAUUAAUUUAUAAAUUUGGAAGAUCUGAAGAUCUGUGGGGUUAGGCAAGAUUGAAAUGCAAAGCCUACAAGACAAAGAGUCAUAUCAAAAUGGUCUCGACGCUUUUUGUAUAAUGAUCACAAUGUUUAAAGAUCAAAGUGUAUGUUCUGAUUUACUUUAAACCCCUAUUUUAUAUAAGAAUAACUUAUCUUAAAAUAAGCUGUAACAUUUAUAGAAACCAUAAACACGUAUAUUAUUCAAGUA
Molecule: messenger RNA, 719 nt
Organism: Dalotia coriaria
Lineage: Eukaryota; Metazoa; Arthropoda; Insecta; Coleoptera; Staphylinidae
Product: transmembrane protein 50B
Exons: 4
Coding region: 38-520 (160 amino acids)
Biological process (GO): protein targeting to vacuole; late endosome to vacuole transport via multivesicular body sorting pathway
Source: RefSeq, a predicted model, not a curated record